Drosophila arizonae is the source of this 372-nucleotide messenger RNA. RefSeq lists its product as uncharacterized. Lineage: Eukaryota; Metazoa; Arthropoda; Insecta; Diptera; Drosophilidae. The record is from RefSeq and is a predicted model, not a curated record.
AUACCCUACUCGAUAGUCGGUAGCUUAAAAAUAUCGGUACAUCAAGCGUCACCCAUCACUAAAAACAAAGCAGGAAAGCAAAACAAAAGACAAACAUUAUAAAAUGCGUCGCCGGGAACUACAGACUAUACAACUUAAGCUCUCAGAACUCAAAGAGUAUGAGCAGGCUAAAAUGGAGCGUGCCAAGGCACGCCAACAGGUGCCGUCGCCACGCACACCCACACCCACCUCGGACAGCGACAUUAUGUUGCUGCCCUCGAGCAGUGUGCCGACAAUGUUAUUUGCUAACAACAGCAACAACGCCGACGAUGAAGCUGAGGGAACGGCCAAGGAGUCAAGGGAUGCAUAAGUUGCGCUUAUAGUAAUGGUAAG